AUUCGGUCGACCUAGCUCUGACUACCAAGCCUUUUAAUCCGUGGCGUGCUUUAAUAUACACAUAUAUACAAUAUACAAUAAUGUCCCAGUUUUUAAGAAAAUAUUAUAACUAUAUAUAUACAUGUUUCUUAAAGUAUUUGAUCUAGUUCUAUCAGAGUGAAAGUCGUUAGUUGUCUAUGUUACUUCCGCAUCCUUUCGCGGGGCAUUACGAAAAACAUCUACGUUGUACUAGUAAAUGUUGGGCAGCGGUUUUUGAUUAGAAGUGUCAAGCAUUGUGAAGUAAAUGAUCGCUCCUUUACUCUUUGUUUUGUCGGUGUUAAACUAUUUCAAGUCGAAACGAUCAUGUGAUAUGUUAUUUACUGCCGGUGCGUGGUAUUUUUAGGCAGCCUUGUUUAAGUAGAAUGUCACUGCUCAGUGUUGUGGAUGAGGCUAUCAGGUUAUGCAACGCUGAAGAAGCUAGGAUAAAUGAAAACAUCAACCAAAGCAGAGAGAUACUGGCAUCCAUGAGACCAGUAAAGAAGCCACCCAAAGAAAUAGAAUCCGCUAAUCUUCCUGACAAGGACUCGGAUCUCCCUCCCGAGGAGAGGGAGGAGAUGGAGUUGCUGCAGAGGGUGCUAGAAAAGGCCCUUAGAGUACGCAGCAGCGCACCCACCAAACAAACUCACAUCUGCACUGAGCCUCGUAAAGAUGUUGGAGAUGCGCUGAAAAAGACGACUAAGGGUGGUGUACAAGGCUCAGGAAGCACCAAAGACAAAUCAGCAGGAACCAAACCUGCUGAAAGAAAAGUACCAGUACCAAGUUCCUCAAGAGGAGGGCGGAGGAGGCCGUCACAUCAGCUGGACCAUGGAAGAGCCAGCCUGGUUAGAGGUUCUGUCCAGAAACGAUCAGUAGAACCAGGCAAGAGAUUGCCUAACCCGUCUAAGAAAGAAAAGCCAACUAUCCCAGGUCCAGCUACGGUUGAAACGGUUCACUUUCCCUUUGAGUAUACUGUGUGUGUUGGAGACUCAGGCAAAGACACAGCUACCUCUCUACCUAUUCAUGAAGACCCAGUGUCUGCUUGCCACAUUGUGGGGUCUACAUCAGUACACCUUCCACAGCCACAGAUUGGAAUAUCCUCCCAGAUGCUUUCUAAAUGGAGGACUCUCAAGAACAAACAGAACCGGUUAUCAGACAAAGUAAUGGAAACACAUUUCAAGCCAGUGCCAGAGAAGACUCGCUUUGCGGAGCAAAUGAGAGCCACGUUCCCCAGCGAGUGGCCUAGUGGCAGCCCAGCAGACAUCCGGGCCCAGAUGGAGACACUGACUGGACUGGGGAAGAACCUGACCCACUGCUACCAAACUCAGCUUCUGCUGGCUAACCAGACCUCCAGAAGUGGCAGGCAGCCAGCAUGGAAGAACUACGAGUCCUGGCUAAUGCUGGGCGGCCUAGAAAAGAUGGUGACAGACCUUCAGCAGCGAGCAGACAAGCUGAGACAAGAGUGGGGGGCAUGGGAUCGAUGGAGGCCUGCCGGAGGGUCCUUGUGCCCCAUCUGGAGGAGGGGCUGGGGGGAGGUGGGGGAGGGGGUGGCGAACACUCCCCUGCCCCCCAUCGUGACCUACAGCAGCCCGGCGGAGCUCCGAGAGCUGGAGGGGCUGAGGCUGGGCCUGCAGCUCCUGGAGCAGGAGAUACACCUGCAGGAGGCUCUGUGUGGCAGCCUGUGCCCGUGCCUGCUCUCCAUGCUCUCUGGGCCAGCACAGCUCCCCUCAGCGCUGCUCCGGGACAUCUACGCCCUGCUGGGGGAAGGGGGGGAGCAGUUUCCUGCCCUGGUCCUCGACACAGAGCCUGGCUAAAGCUGGAUUUAUAUUCCACGCACCAAAUAAACACGAAUACGCAGAAAGGCUGUUUUGCAGAAGGGGGACGUGAACACCUGAACACGUCUUACUGUCCCUUGUGGUUGUGUUGCACACUGCAUGCAGACUAUCAACUGGUCAAAGCAUAAAUGAUAGAUCUUAGUCCUGGACACUGAGAGGAUGCCAUGGGAACUGUGAUCCAUGUAAGUGUGUGGGAUGUGAAAUGUAUUUAUUCUGAGUGCCAGUGUGUUUUCUGAUGGAUAUAUGAUAUAAAUCUGCCAUUUU
Osmerus eperlanus (European smelt) is the source of this 2114-nucleotide messenger RNA. RefSeq lists its product as uncharacterized. The record is from RefSeq and is a predicted model, not a curated record. NCBI's taxonomy places the organism in Eukaryota, Metazoa, Chordata, Actinopteri, Osmeriformes, Osmeridae. Bases 402 to 1829 code for a protein of 475 amino acids. The transcript has 9 exons.